Molecule: messenger RNA, 678 nt
Organism: Musca vetustissima
Lineage: Eukaryota; Metazoa; Arthropoda; Insecta; Diptera; Muscidae
Product: pre-mRNA-splicing factor Syf2
Exons: 1
Coding region: 1-678 (225 amino acids)
Cellular component (GO): Prp19 complex; catalytic step 2 spliceosome; post-mRNA release spliceosomal complex
Source: RefSeq, a predicted model, not a curated record
AUGGAAACCGAGAAGACUGCUGCCCAAAAGUUAGCAGAACGUAAGGAGCGUUUACGAAAUCUACACAAGCUACGUCAAGAAGCACGUACCCACAAUCAUCAAGAGGUCAUAGCAGAAGAUGCACGCAAGAAACUACCCAACAAUUGGGAGGCACGCAAAAGACAAGCCGAUUGGAUAUUGGCCGAUGAAAAGGCCCGCGAAGAAGCCAAAGCAAAAGGUCUCGAUUAUGAUCGUUUAAAGCUACUCGAAGUCUCAGCCAUUGAUGCUGAAAAAAUCGAAAAGAAGAAAAAGAAACAAAAUCCUGAUUUGGGUUUCUCUACAUUUGAGGCCCAGACAGCCAGGCAAUAUAAUCGUUUAGUAAAAAAUAUGCCAGCUCGUGAUAUGUCGAAAUAUGAAAAGCAGAAAGAAGAAUUGGGGGAGGCAUUUUAUGGUGGCCCCAAUACGGUGAUACAUGGUUUGGUUAAGGAUACCCCUGCGGCCAUUAAUAAUAUGGUCAAAGAUUUGGAACAACAAAUCGAUAGGCGUAAAAAAUACUCCAGAAGGCGUAUUUACAAUGACGAUGCCGAUGUGGACUUUAUCAAUGAAAGGAAUUCCAAAUUCAAUAAGAAAUUGGAGAGGUUCUAUGGCGAACAUACGGCUGAAAUUAAACAGAAUUUGGAACGUGGUACUGCUAUUUAA